Messenger RNA from Trichomonas vaginalis G3, 457 nucleotides. RefSeq lists its product as uncharacterized. The record is from RefSeq and is a predicted model, not a curated record. The transcript has a single exon. NCBI's taxonomy places the organism in Eukaryota, Parabasalia, Trichomonadida, Trichomonadidae. The annotation marks the transcript as partial.
AUGCGUUUAUUCGUUGGUUACAAAUCAUCAAAUCAAAGCUUUAAACAAUUAGAAGUAGAAACCGAAAGAGGUGAUGCCGGUUAUCUUCAGAUGGAUUGCGCCCGUGAAUCUUUCGCAUUUGCAACAUAUAAACCAAAAUCAGAAAGGAAAGUUAAAAAGUUUGUUCAUUCGUUAUAUAAUAAUGUUCAAAAAUAUGAUAACUCAGUAUGUGGUAAAUAUAUUGACCCUUCAGAAGUUUUCAAGAAAGCAAAUGAAGAAGUUGAUGUCACUUUUGAUAUGAUUAUUCCGGUAAAUGAUUUGUUAGCAUUUCAGGCGUUCGAUGAUUAUCCUAAAUCAUUUGGUGAUAUCAUUCUUAAAUAUUAUGUUUUCAGGGAUACUUUAGUAUUUUGUCAGGUUGACCCGUUAAGAGUUGCUGAUUUACAAAAUUACGUUUAUGAAAAGAUAACUGAUGAAAAUU